UAUGGAUACAACUACAGCACAUAACUAACCUUAAAUUGAAACAUUUGAAUCUAAAUUGAUUACCAUACAAGGAACUUCUUCUCUUCCUAAUGAACAUGUUUACCGUAUACGAAAAACAUUGCAUCCAUAAACUACUGCUAACUAGUUUCAUUUGAGCAAAACUUUAAAUUCAUCAGUUAACAGUGUUAACCAACUCUGUCAUAUCUGCAAUAAACAUACUUCAGCAUCUACAACUAAAUAUUGUGCUUGUUAGGAUAGAUAAUAUCAUUUAUUAUGUCUAAUAACUCACAUAAAAUUAGAAUAUAAAUAAGGUAAUGGAAUUAUGUAGUGCCCUUAUUGCAAUUUGUAUUACCCCACUGUUUUACAAACUAAGUAGUUAUUAAUUUAAAUUAGCUUAUCAUAUCAAAACCUAACAAAGAAGUAACUACUAGUAUAUGCCUCUGCUUUCUUAAUUUUGCUAUUAUUAAUAAUCGUUGAGGUGACCAUAAUGAUAGCAAUGAAUCUCCAUCUUCCCUUCUAUCUCUUUUUAUCCAUUCUCAUAACAAUAGAACUGCUUAUUUUACUUAGAUUAAUACGAAAAACAAUAAUGGUCGCUCGAAUUGUAAGAUUUUCUCUUAAAGAAUAUUAAUAUUGUGAUGAAAUUAUUUAAUCAUAGUACGCUGAAAAUUCCUUUAGAAUAAUAUCAGCACUCAAAAAUAAUAAAGCCGAGUAAUUGUUUACCGAAUGA
Molecule: messenger RNA, 727 nt
Organism: Paramecium pentaurelia
Lineage: Eukaryota; Ciliophora; Oligohymenophorea; Peniculida; Parameciidae
Source: the annotation of a GenBank genome assembly